AAGGAGAAAAAAUAGUUUAGUCCCAAUAUUGAGGCAGUCCAUCAUUCUUCCGUGCCUCGCUGUUGUUGUCACUGGGGAGUUGGUGCUUCGGGCCGCCCUUCUCUUCUCACAAAAUGAAGCCCAUUAUGCUGCAGGGGCACGAACGCUCCAUCACACAGAUCAAGUUUAACCGAGAGGGCGACCUGCUCUUCUCCGCCUCCAAGGACCCCAAGCCCAAUGUGUGGUACUCCAUCAAUGGCGAGCGGCUCGGCUCCUACGACGGCCACUCGGGGACAGUCUGGUCCAUUGACGUCAAGUGGGAUAGCUCGCUCUUCAUCACGGGAUCUGCUGACCAGACUAUGAGGAUCUGGGACGUGGAGACAGGCACCAGCAACACCACUCUGGAAAUGAAGACCUCCGUGCGUGGUGUCAGCUUCUCCUACUCCGGCACCAUGAUUGCCUACACCACCGACAAAAUGAUGGGCCACAACUCCGAGCUGAAUAUUAUUGACGUGCGGGAACCCAACAAUGUCGACUCCACGCCAAUCAUGAAGACACAGGUCACCCCAAACAACACCAAGGCGCUGUCUGUGCUGUGGGGGCCACUGGACGAGUAUGUGGUCACUGGACACGAGGACGGCUCCAUCAUCAAGUGGGACAUGCGCACUGGGAAGAAGAUUGAGAUUGGACAGGAGCACAACAAGCAGAUCAAGGACAUGCAGCUGAGUCACGACGGCAUGAUGCUCAUCACUGCUAGCAAGGACACCACCGCAAGACUCUGGGACAUCACUAACCUGGAGGCACUCAAAAUGUACAAGACAGACCGCCCUGUCAACUCAGCCGCCAUCUCACCCCUCGUGGACACCUACCCGCAUGUGGUGAUGGGCGGUGGACAGGAGGCUAUGGAUGUCACCACCACCUCCUCAAGGAUCGGGAAAUUUGACGCGCGUUUCUUCCACUUGGUGUUUGAGGAGGAAUUUGCGAGGGUGAAGGGGCAUUUUGGACCCAUCAACUCCAUCUGCUUCCACCCUAAUGGCCGCGGGUAUGCCAGUGGUGGAGAGGACGGUUAUGUCAGGGUGCAUGUGUUUGAUGACGCGUAUUACCAGUUCAAGUUUGACUUCUAAUAAAUCUGUGAAAUCA
Molecule: messenger RNA, 1119 nt
Organism: Portunus trituberculatus (swimming crab)
Lineage: Eukaryota; Metazoa; Arthropoda; Malacostraca; Decapoda; Portunidae
Gene: eIF3i
Product: eukaryotic translation initiation factor 3 subunit I-like
Exons: 5
Coding region: 114-1103 (329 amino acids)
Biological process (GO): cytoplasmic translational initiation
Cellular component (GO): eukaryotic translation initiation factor 3 complex, eIF3m; cytoplasm
Molecular function (GO): translation initiation factor activity; protein binding; RNA binding
Source: RefSeq, a predicted model, not a curated record